GUUAGACAUGGAUUGGGUGCAUUGCAAUACAUGUUUUGUUUUGGCAUCAGAUGGAAAAAGUAAAUUUCAUUUAACAAGUUGUGGGCACAUUUUUUGCAAUGAAUGCAUUUCAAAAGAUGAAGAGAAGAAAUGUAAAACUUGUGGUCAAAAUUACACAGGAGCAAUUUAUCUUUCAAAUCAGAUGAAACCAGAUGUACAGAUUUAUUUUACUGAUGUUAAAGAUAUAUGCAAGAAUGCAAUUAAUCAAAUACAACAAGCUCAGCAGGUGUUUGAAUUCCAAAAGGGUCAUUCUCGAAGAUUGGCAGCUUAUCGAAGCAAUCAGUUAUCGCAAUUAUCUGCAACUAUCAGUCAAGUUAAAGAAGUAGAAAGGAAAUAUCAAAAUGCUAUUAGCGAAAUGGAUGUUCUUAAAAAGUUUAUUUCUUCACUGGGUUAUCAAGUUCAAGAUAUUCUUGCUGCACACGAUUUUAGCUAUCCUAAAACUCCAAAUGUAUCAAAAGCUCAACAAUGCUCAUCUGCACAAUAUCCAACAACACCUGGACUCGUAAAUAAAAGUAAUUAUUCUCAAAAUAUCCAAAUGCAAAUGCAGUCUGGGCUACUCCAUACACCUUUGAAGGCACAACUACAAAGUCCACUACGAAAUAUUCACUCAGGAUUAGUUCUGCCUCAAUCUCUUCAGUCAAGUCCCCUUCGCCUAAAUCAGUCUGCACCAACUGGAGUUCAACUUUCAUUAGUUAGUCCAAGCUCUAUUAAUAGAAGUACAAAUAUGGUAUCAAAUGGAAGAAUUUCAUUGAGGACACCACCUGUCAAUGGAAAAUUAGGUCCGAUUGUUAGUCCUUCACUUCAUGGGAUUUCUCCGAGGUUGAAUCGGUUAGCAGUGUCACCCUAUCAGCGAGAAAUUAGUAGUCAAAGAGUUAGCAAAAUUACACAAAAUUUAAACGUUACACAAUCAGCUUCUUCACAAAUGACUCCACAAUUGGCUCCUUUACAGCGAAUCUCUUCUCUUGAUGAAAAGCGGCCUAUACAACUUGGCCAUCUCAUUCGUCCUGGUUUUCCAAGAUUUGAUGGUUCUAGACAUCAUGGAGCUACUUGAUUUGUUAAUACUAUAGCCAUAGGUGUACAAACAUAUUAUAUCUUUUUGUGUGUAUAUUUAAAUUUGUGUUUUUAAAUAGAUACAAUUAAUUAUAAAUAAUAUCAUGCUAAGUGACUGUCUUUUAGUAACAUAAAAAUUACAUUUUCAUGUUAUAGUUUUUAAAAAAGUUGAUAUAAAGUUGAAAUUACUGGUUCCCUUUUUUUUUUUUUCUUUCCACUAUAUAAUUAUAAACAUUGAAUAUCGAGGUCAAUAAAAAAUAAAUUAUAAAAAUGUACAGCAGAAAUGCUUAAUAAGGAAUGAACGCAUGUAAAUUUAAAAAAUUACGAAAUGAACUAGAUUGUAAACUAAUUGUUGCUAA
Molecule: messenger RNA, 1448 nt
Organism: Hydra vulgaris (swiftwater hydra)
Lineage: Eukaryota; Metazoa; Cnidaria; Hydrozoa; Anthoathecata; Hydridae
Product: probable E3 SUMO-protein ligase RNF212
Biological process (GO): homologous chromosome pairing at meiosis; protein sumoylation; reciprocal meiotic recombination
Cellular component (GO): synaptonemal complex
Molecular function (GO): SUMO transferase activity
Source: RefSeq, a predicted model, not a curated record